Messenger RNA from Geosmithia morbida, 3441 nucleotides. Its product is annotated as chromatin modification-related protein VID21. Lineage: Eukaryota; Fungi; Ascomycota; Sordariomycetes; Hypocreales; Bionectriaceae. The record is from RefSeq and is a predicted model, not a curated record.
AUGCUGACGCCCCUCAGUGCAAUUAUAACAUCGCGUAAGAGGAAGCUGCGUGAGCUGUUCGCGGUCGCGACCGUCGCCGAAAGCCAGUCCCACGAUGGCUUCGCAAACCCCGACGCGACACCGUCGACACCAGCCGAAGCGCACUUUCUGCAAGCUAAUGAAAUAGUCCAAGGCAGAAAGUUCAUCGACCAAACCAUCCCUCCGCACCACCUCCCCCCUCUCGAGUCCCUCCACCGGUCGCUGGCCGCCUUGCAAACCCCUACCACGCUCCCGACGCCCUCCGGAGAGCAGAAGCUGCCGCUUGCUGCGCAGCCUGUCCCGUGUCAGCAGACCAAGGUCUCGCCGCCACAGAUCAGACCCAACGCUGCGACUCCCUCCCAUUCUACCCUGCCUCGCGCCGUUGAGGUGCGCCGGCCUAGCCCCCCGACGACAUCGACGCCUGUCCCCGAGAACGCGACAGCCCCCACUCGCGCCGCUCCGCGGCCUCCUUCAACCACGCCGAUCACAGCAGCACAGACCCCACCAGCUCACCGACCAAGCAGCGUCCCCAUCGCGCCAGCUGCGCCGACGCCUGUAUCGACAGAGGCACAGUCACAGAAGUCGCCAUCUCCCCCGGUUCAGACCAAGGUGGCACCUCCGCCCGCUCUCAAAAGCACGACCAGCGCAGACGAGACCAGCGCCGCGGCCCCGAAGCCUGCCGACUCGAGACCUGUGGAGUCGAGGCCUGCCGUCUCCGGCCCGGUUGCACCAGCACAGCAGGACAACGCCGUCUCGCGGACCAAGACAAGCCUCGAUGUACCGCGCCCUGCAGACGUACCCUCAUCGCCCGAGUCCAGUGCUCGAAGCGCAACUACGCCGGCCAUUCACGAUACAUCGACCGACACCAGCCCGGAUAAUGGAGGGUCAUCCCACCACGAACUGCCUGAAAAGCAGGACCCCAAGGGUGAUCGGGCGGAUGAAGGCGCGCAAGGGAAGCCAGCUGAUGCUGACGCUCAUGAUGCAGAGGGUGCCGACUCGGCUGAGGAUCAACUCAUCCAAGAGUCACUACGCUCCAGUGCUGCGGCGAGGAGCCCUGGAGGUCAAAAGGUGGAGGCCGUUCCAGCGGCACCGGCAGCCGAGCCCGCCAAGUCGAGCCCUCAAGAAGCGGAAGCCCCUUCGCCGGAAAAGCCCCAGAACACACGCCCUGCAGUAGAGCGUCCCGCCGUACAGGCCGUACAGGCCGUGGAGCAGGUGGGGGAUUCGGCCGAAAUCCCCGAUAGCAGGGGCAACUCGCCGGAAGAGAUGGACGUCCACCCAACCGGACCUGCAGCUUCUGCUGUCGAGACUGCGCCUAUCGUCGAGACUGCCCCUGUUCAGCCUAAGCAGGAACCCAUCACCGACGACCAGGCGCCUAUCACUCCUUCUACGCCCCCCAAGCAAGAGCAGACUGAUGCUGCUUCCCAGGCACGGCAAGGGGCCGUGACCAGGGUGUCUUCGGGAGCCAUGCGGCCUAGAUCAGUGACCGAGAUCGUGGCCGGGGGCCUCAGCCUAGAUCGUCGCCCCUCAUCAUCCAAGGACGAGCAGAAUCAGCUGACACCCUUGACGUCGACCUCGUCGCAUUCACCCAGCCGCGGUAGACGACCCACUGCUCGCAAGGAUCGACAAAAGGGACAAGUCUCGGCCGUACUGUUCGGCAAGCAUCCUACAAGGGUCGACGAGAAAUCGGUUGCGGGCUCGUCAAAGGACGCAGUACAGCCGUCUGAUGACUAUUACACGCCUCUUUUCAUCCAAGGAUUUGCUAGGGCAGGCUCAACCUGGAUGCAGCCGCUCGAGAAGAUCCUCUUCCACGCCAACAAGACUGUCGGGACGGCCGACGCCAACCUGGCCAUCCUGGACCACCAGGCUUGCAAGAUACUGCACAGGGUGUAUCAUCUCCAGAGUACUGACAAGUGGACUCUCCGGCAACCAAAGCGCUGCCCCGAGCCCACGCGCCCCCCGUCACACUGGGACAUGGCGCUUAAGGAGAUGAGAUGGAUGCGAACCGACUUCCGCGAGGAACGCAAGUGGAAGAUGGCUGCUGCCAGGAACCUGGCGGAGGCCUGUGCCGAUUGGUGCAACGCAUCGCCCCAGGAGCGCAAAGCUUUGCAAGUUCCCGCCAUGAUCCCUCCCCGCAGCGCACCCGCAGACGAGGAUGUGGCCAUGACGGAAGAUGCAGUCGAGGACGCAACGGACAACGUGCCAACGCCGGAGCUCGUACCAGGAGACGUGGCGUCGCCACAGAAUGCAGACGACCUCAGCGACUUCCUGCAGGAGACUGUGUCCCCGUCCGCCAUCUUCACGCUGCACGAGGAUGACGUCGUGUUCGGAUUGCGGCACACAGCUGCUGCCGAUCAGCUCCUUGGAGAGCUCCCCGUGUACGCACCGCCUCUCAAGGUGCCCACCUCGGAUCCUCUGGCGCCCCAGUUCGAUCCAGACGCGUCAUGGCGCAGGCCGGCUCUGCCUCUGAGCAAGUACGUCGAAGGGCAGAUGAAGCUGAUCUCGGAGGGCCCGCCGAGGAAGAAGAGCAGGUACGACUACGACUCGGACGACUCGGACGACGAAGCCGCGGACGGCGGGUUCGUAAGCCAGCAGCAACUGCCGUCGUCGGACAAUACGGUGCUCCCGGCCUCCACGGACGAAGUCGCCCUCUUCCGGCCUGAAAUGAAGCAUAUCCGCGAUCGACUGCACGCCGGGCACCAGUUCCGCCCCCCUACAGACCAUCCCAUGCCUCCUCAGAACUUUUACGAGUGCCGUCACCCUUCGCAGUGGACGUGCGCCGAGGACGACGAGCUCCGGGGCCUCGUCAGGGAGCACUCGUACAACUGGCCCCUCAUCUCGAGCAACCUGUCGAGCCGGUCCAUGUACUCGUCGGGAGCCGAGAGGCGAACGCCCUGGGAGUGCUUCGAGAGGUGGAUCAACCUGGAAGGCAUGCCGUCUGACAUGCAGAAGACGCAAUACUUCAGAACAUACAACAGCCGCAUCGAGUCGGCGCAGCGCGUGGUGAUACAGAACCAGCUGGCCGCUCAACAGGCAGCGGCAGCAGGUGCAGCAGCGGGCGGUGCCGGAGGAGCGGCAGCCGCUGCGGCUGCGGCCCAACCUGUGCGGAGGAGACAGACCACCCCCCUCCGGGUUGAGAGACGCCGUAACCAGAAGCACAUGGCGCUCAUCGACGCCAUGAGGAAGCUGGCGAAGAAGCGGGAGACGAUACUGCAGAAGCAGCAGCAGAGUGCGGCUCAGAGCGCGGCCAACAAGAAGCCCGAACCCCCGGCCCAGAGGCACAACAAGACGCCCCGCGAUUACAGUCUCAUCCGGUGGGAGAGGGAUCAGGCGUUGGCGGAGAAGAUGGCGGCCUUUGCUCAGCGGCAAGACGCCACGAGGAGGGAUUCUUCGUCUGCUGGAUACGUACGACCGGAUGAAAGCUGA